AUGCGUGGUUCAGUCCGCGUUCCCAAUCGCCGUGAUAAGCGAUUCAGUGUGUUACGUUUCCACUCGGCCGACCGUCCAGAUCUGUCUUCCGGUUUGGAAGUCUUCAUGCAAAGAGAAAACAAUUUAAAGCAGUAUCGUAGUGUAAAUAAUAUGACAGAUUUGCCCGAUCGUGGAGCAGGCAGCGAAUUUGGUCGCGAGGCAAAGGAAGAAGCCAGACUGAAAAAAUAUGGGAUUGUCCGUGAAAGUUAUCGCCCGGACGAUCAGCCGUGGAUUAUGACGGUCGGUAAGGGUAAAACCGGACGGCGUCGUUUCAAAGGAGUGAAAGAAGGCAGCGUGUCAAAUAAUGUGGAAUAUUUUGUGUUUUGUCAGUGCAAAGACGGCAAUUUCGACGCCUAUCCGGUCCAUGCAUGGUACAAAAUGAAUCCGGAAAUCAACUACCGAUUCCUUCGCGAGGAUGAAGCCGAGGUUGAGUACAGUCGUCUGAACAAGACUAUGAACUUGUUCAGUGUGAUGAUCAAACGAAAACUGACGGACGGGGAGGAAGAUGAUGCCUUAUUAGACCGCGAAAUCGGAAAGGAAUUGAAAUAUUUAUCGGGAGUCAACGAGAGCCGAUCGAAUACUGAAGGAGAGCCUAGCUCUGCACGCGUUACCAAAGAGGCAAAGGGCUCCGGUCCCGGAUCAGCUGGACGACGUACGACCGACCGCUCGUUGAAACUCACGGACCUGGAGGAGCUGGAUCAUGCUAGUGAUGCGGAUGAUGAUGAAGACGAUGAGGAAGAGGACGAGAAUGAAGUUGGAGAUGGGGCCGAUACUAGCAAAGGAUCCGGCAAGAAACGCGCAACAGAUCUCACCGUGAAGACUAAACGCCCGAUGUCUGCAGCUGAACGGGCACGUCUAUUGAGGAAGAAGCAACGAGAUGCAGCAAUAGUUUCACGCAUGCGCCGAUUGGUUAAGAAACGGAAGAAGAAAACUCGGGUGCUUGGAUCGUCGUCCGAAGAAGAUGAUCCGAUGGAGGAGGCGCAAGAUGAGAGUGAGGUGGACGAUCACGAAGGAGAUGAGGUGGAUUAUAUGACCAAUUCAUCUUCCGACGAAGAGAAAUUAUCGGAAGAGGAACGUGAGAAGAUUUAUGUAGAAACCGGCGUGGACGAGGAAGCCGGUCUAAAAGCGUUGCUCACGGACCUCAGUGGUGAUGAAGAGGAUGAAGAAGAUGAUGGAAAGAGUCGCACUGCAGAGGAUGCCGAUGACGUGGGGGAUGAGUCUACAAUGGAUGGUGGUGAAACAAGUACCCGAAAGCGCCGUCCGGUCGAUGACGAUAGAGGAGAUGGAGGUGUUAGCCUGCCUGGUACAUCGCAGAAUGAUCUGCCUGAUGGAUCCGGAAAAUUGCAUCGUGUGAGAAAGAAGAAAACGGAUGAUGAUGGUGCUGCCAGCGUAUCCUCCUCUUCCUCCAGCUCCUCCUCGAUCGAUGGUGAAUCUUCAUCCUAUUCCUCAUCCAGUUCAGAUAUGGAAGCGGAUGCGAAUGAGAAGGCCAAGCGAAACUCGAAGAAGGCUGCAGUGUUUCAGAAGCUGUCCGAAUCGAUUCAUGGCACAACCUCUGCCACAUCCAGUGCUUCUGGGGCCGCAAACGAAAGUGUGGAUGGUACUCUGAAGCGGAGACCUCCUUUGGACAUUGGUGUCAAUUCAACGGGUGGUUCCGCAUCCACAGCUCCACCAGCUUUGAAAAAGAGUCGACUGGAUCCGGCAUCUGGUGCGGGAAAUGUCCCAUGUGACAGUGAGCUGAUGAGCACGGUGCGCAAGUAUCUGAUGCGUAAACCAAUCACAGUCACUGAACUACUGCGAAAAAUCCGUGUUCGCAAACUGGUGGGCAAGAACGAAGACGCUAAGACUGCCUUGGCCAAUGUUUUACGACAGUUGCGGCCAAUAAAACAGAUUAUAAAUGGACAGCCAACUCUAUCACUAAAGCACUAA
Molecule: messenger RNA, 1965 nt
Organism: Echinostoma caproni
Lineage: Eukaryota; Metazoa; Platyhelminthes; Trematoda; Plagiorchiida; Echinostomatidae
Source: the annotation of a GenBank genome assembly